UCCUGUUUAUGAUCGUUUCAUUGACACUACUUUGCCUAUCAUUGCACAAGUAAAAUUUAAAAAAAUGCGAACUGUGAAGCAAGACACUUGUUGGCAUUCUCGAAUCACUGUGAAAAAGAUAGAUGAAGAAAUGUUAACAUAACGAUAUCGAAGUGCGAUGUCACGCAGCCUCCCAGAGAGAGUGGCUGGGCUUUAUUAUGCCCAUGGCCUGUGUUGCUCUUCACAUCCUAUUACUGUUAUUUCUUUAGCAGUUUCUAUUAUUUUACUAUGUUGUUCUCCAUUAGUAAAUCUACCGAUGCCAGGCGUUGCCCCAAAAAUUGUUGUGAACAAUUCAAUGGGACCUAUAAAUGGUUCAGAAAGUCCUGCAUUGUAUAUUCAACAAGUAGUUCUUCGUACAGCUGUUAUACCGUGGGAUAAAGAUCUUUCAUUAUCUGAUGCUUUUAGAGGACCACUCUUUGAAGUUUUUAAUUUAUUGGAAAUCAUUCAAAAUUACGAGAAUACAGAAAGCUUAAAAUCUUUAGCACAAGUUUGUUUACAUAUUGAAGCUAUAAAAAAACGGAAUGUUAAAAAGCUUGAAGUUUUACCAGAAUAUAAUUGUUUAGUAUUAUCACCAGCGAAUCUUUGGCAACAAAGUAUAGAAGCAUUUAAUCAAGACACUAAUCUCAUUGGCACUGUUUUCUCUUAUCAGAAUAUUCAAAAAGGAAAAAUAAGUACUGCUGAAAUGUUGUUUGGUAUGAGUCUCAAAGAAACAGGUGUAAAGCGAUAUCCAUUAAGAAUUCGACAAAGAAUAUUGCAAUAUGCAGUGACAAUAUUUUUAAAAGAAUAUGAUCCUGUUUUUAUAAAAGGAUUAAGACAGCGAUUACAAGCUCUUUAUCCAUUACAUCAAUCUUAUGAUAAUAAUGAUUCAUUUUCAAUUCCUAUUGAUGAAACUCUUCAUAUAUUUUACCCUGGUGAAUUUAAUUACAGUGACUUUUUUCCAUUGACUAUGACUUUUGUUGCAUUAUUUGUUUAUGUAUACUUCUCAGUUAGAAAAAUCGAAUUAAUUAAGUCAAAAGUUGGUAUGGCCUUUAGUGCUACGGUAACAGUAAUUGCAUCUUUAUCGAUGAGUGUAGGUUUAUGUUUCUUUUUUGGUUUAACAUUGAGUCUAAGUGGAAAAGAAGUAUUUCCAUAUUUAGUAGUAAUUGUUGGAUUAGAGAAUGUUCUAGUACUUACUAAAAGUGUAGUAAGUACACCUGCACAUUUGGAUGUAAAAAUUCGUGUAGCCCAAGGGCUAUCUAAAGAAGGAUGGUCUAUAACGAAAAAUUUAUUAACGGAAGUGACGAUUCUUACUAUUGGUUUAUUCACAUUUGUACCAGCUAUUCAAAAAUUUUGUAUUUUUGCAAUUGUUGGUCUUCUAAAUGAUUUCUUCUUACAAAUGGUUCUGUUUUCAACUACACUUGCAAUUGAUAUUCGAAGAAAAGAAAUGUCGACACAAAAUUCAAAAUUUCAUUUAAAAAAUAUACCUCCAUUGAGAAAACAACAAUUUAUAACUAAAAUUUCAAAUAAAAAACCGAAUAUUUUUCGAUCCAAAUCUCAUCCCAGAUUAAAUGGAAUGAUUCCAGCAAAUGGUCCGACCAAUGUUAUAGCUCCAAAUAAUCAAAAUACAUUAACUUUGGUAAAGAUUCCAAAACGCUUAAGGUUGGUUCAUUUUUGGGCAAGAACAAGAAUAUUUCAACGAGCUUUCAUGGUCUGGAUGGUCGUGUGGAUCAGUAUGAUAAUAUAUAAUUCUGGUAUUAUUGAACAUGUUAUUCAUCUAGGAGAAACUUUAAAAUCAGAAACAGAUAUUGAGGGAUAUACCAUUGAAAGACCACAAUCUAUAGAUAAUUAUAUCAAAAUGAAUACUGUGAAAUCUAUUGUAGCAGUCCCUACUACUUCACCUCCAAGUAGCCUAAAUAAACAGAAUAAUCAAUUGUCAAAUAAUUUGACAGAAGAGUUAAAUAAGUUACGACCUGUAGAUUUUCCACCCUGGAAUCGACUUUCCUUAUACCACUGGUCAUCAAUACUCUCAUUAUACAAUGUAUCUAUGGCCGGGGAACGUAUAACGAUUCUUCCAACUAUCAAACUUUCGCAUGCCGUUGGACCAUUAUCAGUUAGACAAAUCAGUAAUACAAAUGAUGUACAACAAUUUCACUGGCAAAGUUUCGCGACUGCAGCCUUGGAUCCUCUGGACUUUUCUGAUAUGGAAGUACCAAUAAGAAGUGAAAGUCGUAGCUUCAACACCGACACACCUUUCAUUCCUUCAACUCCUAUGGAGAUAUUUUUGGCUGCAGUAUUGUGCCUUAUUAGUGUUGUAGUGGUUGUGUAUACUAUGGUGGUACUUUAUCGUUGCAUUUGCUCGCGUAAUUAUGCAGAAUGGCGGGCGAGUUGGUCAUCAUCGCAAGAAAAAAAUAGUCAUGAUUCGGCAACACAAUUGGUACUUGAGGCAGUGCCACUCGUGUUGGAAGGACACAUGCAAGAGAUUGAAUGCAUUACUACAGAUGGUAAUACUGUCGCAAGCUCAUGUCUGAUGGGUCACAUCAGAGUUUGGGAUUCGUUGUCCGGUGAGCAACUGGCACACAUUGAUAGGAAGCGAUUUUUUAGCAAUUCACAUAACGAGGGUGUACAGUUGUUGAGAGAUCAGGAUGAAUUAAUGUCUGAUUAUGAAAGCGGAUCACCUCCAUCUCGUGGUGAAAUGGAAAGUUCAACAUCACUGGGCAUGUAUUCAAGCAUUCCCAGUAUGCAUAAACGUAUAUGUUCACCAUCAGCCUCAAUCUCCAUGCUUAAUCGUAUAAAUGAUAUCAACAGUCCACUUUCAACUAAACGUUAUUCCAUAGGUAGUAAUAAUCUUGACUAUGAAUACCAGAUUAGUGAGGGAACAGAUAGGCGUCGUUUCGUACGUAGAAGCCUUGACCAGACUUUUGAUUUCCCUGAUUUGCGUCCGAGUAUCAAUACCAAGUUCACCUCUAAUAAUUUCAUUUCGAAUUCUUUACAACAAAAGAAUUAUAAGUGCGGGUUCGACUUUGGCGACCAGUAUAAACAAAUCUUUAAUGAGCAUAGAAAGUCAACGAUUGGUAGUGGUGAAAUGUGCAGUGCGCCCAAUAAUGAAGGACUAUCUAACAGUUUGCCAAAGCUAGGACUUAUAAAUGAUUUAACAGACAGCGCAAAUUCAUUAAGUACUGAUAAGACUUUACAAAUUAAAUAUGAAGUUUCAUCUAUUUGGUGUAUGGAUUACCAAGAGAAUCUGAUUGUAAUUGGCUGUGCAAAUGGUAGUUUAGAGUUUUGGGAAGGAACAACAGGGAAAUUUAAGUGUUUAUUUGAUGAUGGAUCUGGAGUUGGCAUUUCUGCUGUUAAAUUCGUUGGAAAUCGGGUAGUAGUAGCAAAGUUGAAUGGUUCUGUAGAUUUUCUACAACUUGAAAGCUAUAGUGAAGGGCAACAAAUUGACUGGGGAUUUACGUCCUAUAGAAGGACGCAUGUUCGGACUGGUAGUGCCGGAUCACCGAUGGACUUAAAUAACAUUAUGCAGUCGGAAGAAGAUAUGCGUUGUAUGAAAAUAGGCUCUCAUAGAGCUCAUCAACAAGCAAUAACUGUUUUAGACAGCGAAGGUGGUCGCGUUUUAACAGGAAGCCAAGAUCAUACUCUUAAAGUUUACAGACUAGAAGAUCAAUUACCUUUAUAUACACUGCAUGGUCAUUGUGGUCCUAUUUCUUGUCUUUUUAUUGAUAGAAUUAGUCCAAUGACUUCUGGUAGUGGAUCGCAAGAUGGUUUGCUAUGUGUAUGGGAUCUUUCUACCGGAACAUGCGUGUAUAGUAUCCAAGCACAUGAUGGUGCUGUAGCAGCAAUUACUUGCUCUGCCUCAUACGUUGUAAGUAUUGGUGCAGAUGAAAAAUUGUGCGUUUGGGAACGUUUUCAAGGUCACUUGUUGCAUGCUCUUCCAGCGCAUAGAGCAGCAUACAGCUUACAACUGGCAAUGCUUACGCAUCAUUUACUUAUCACUAGUAGUCAGGGAUCGUUAAUAGUUUGGGAUGUUAGAACUGGUGAACCAAUCCGAGAAGUAAGACUGGGUCAUAAGGACAGCUGCAUUUUUGUAAAGCAAAUGCUACCAUUGCGGGAUAGUAUCGUAUGUGAUUUUGGUAGACAACUUAGGAUAGUAAGAUUUCCUCUGGUUUCUGACAAAAUAGAUUGAAGACACAGUGAUUUAGUCUGAGUGUAUUAAUGGAUAAUCAAUCAUAACUGUAAGAUGAAAAGGAUAAUUUUGUGUUCGAAAAAUUGAUAUAUUUUCGUACGACAAAAUUUUUAGAAGUUUUUAUGACUGAAUCCCAAUGUAUAGAUUAAUUAGUAAAAGAUUUUUGUAAAAAUAAAUUGUUAACAUGUUUUUGAUAAA
Ceratosolen solmsi marchali is the source of this 4399-nucleotide messenger RNA. RefSeq names its product SREBP cleavage activating protein (gene SCAP). Gene Ontology annotation, molecular function: sterol binding; protein binding. The record is from RefSeq and is a predicted model, not a curated record. Gene Ontology annotation, biological process: SREBP signaling pathway; regulation of cholesterol biosynthetic process. Gene Ontology annotation, cellular component: SREBP-SCAP complex; Golgi membrane; endoplasmic reticulum membrane. The transcript has 14 exons. The coding region runs from base 158 to 4201 and encodes 1347 amino acids. NCBI's taxonomy places the organism in Eukaryota, Metazoa, Arthropoda, Insecta, Hymenoptera, Agaonidae.